AUGCCGUUCGCUUUCAAACCGCGUCCUGACGACAGACCCGCUACGGCGGCCCGAGGAGAAGCGGACCGGUCCUCGACCGCGUCGGAAAGCCUCUCUCCUGUCGAACAGCCACUGCAUUCCGAGCUGUUCGGCAACCGACCCGCCACCGUGUGGCCGUAUGCUGCGCCCGACAAGAGCUUUGAUCUGGAUGCCUGGAAGGCCGAAUCGCAGCCAUCGCGACCUCCGAGCUACAGCGAUCAUAUCUCCUUCAACCGCGGCGCAGCAGCAUUCACCCAGAUGAAAGAUCUCGAAGCUUUCCACGCCUCGGCCCGCCGACCGGAAAGCGAGCACAUGCGACACUUCAGCGGCGGGGUCGACAGGAGUGUCGUCGAUGCAGGGCAGCUUGGCGGACCACCUUUCGCUAUGUCCGCAUACCCGGCCAACUUGCCCAGCGCAAGGCUUUUGCACCAUCGCGUGGCUUCGGCAUCUUCGGCGCUCUCGGGUGACGACCGCUUCAUGCUUCCCUCGGACCCUGGAUCCGACUUCAGCUCGGACUACUCGGACACCUUCCAACCCAACUUCGCAGUCCCGCAUGCUCUUCCGUUCGAGCCUCAGUACGAAAGCCCCGUCCGUCCGGGUCGCGCCAACGUAUCGCCGACCGCUCUGCCCGAUUAUGUGGUGGAGGAGGUUCGACGUCUAAAGCUCGAGAACAUGGCUCUGCGACGCAUGGCGAGCGAGGUGGUGCGCAUCAACAUCGGGUCGGGCUCACUGAACGGCCAGACCGAUCCGGAUCGCACCACAUCCGUCUGCAGCCAGCAUCCGCCUCUCACUUCGGCUCCUCGUCUGCAGAGCGUCUUGCAAGGUGCUGACCCGCUGCAGGUCUACAGCGGUGGUGCGGAACCAACGACGCCGGAGAUUCUUGCCGAUAGGAAGCAGCGAUCCGGCACGGCUGCAUCCAUGUGGGCACCCGAUCGCGCCACCUUCGAAGGAGCCGGAGCCGGCACCGGCGCCAAGCCGGCUCAGCCCGGACCUGUCGCCUUUGAUCGCGGUCGGGCCUUUUCCAGAGCGAGCCCAGCUGUACCUGCGACGCGAGAUGAUGCCGGUGUGUACGACAACGCUCCAGCAGUAAUGCCUGCGCAUCCGAGGACGCAAGCUCUCUCCAAGGGCUCUCCUUCAAGCUCACCGGGCUCUGCUCCGCGCUCACCAUCCAAGCUGGAGAAUGCUCCUGCUGGUCGUCUCGUGGCGAUGAUCCUGGAUCGACGCGGGCAGGAAGCGAGCAUGGUGCUCCAGCAGCAGCUAAAGACCGGCAGCCUUGAGCGACAGACCGAGAUCCUUGACGCGAUUCGCGCGAACGUGGUGGCGCUUUCGCACGAUCGCCACGGCAACUUCCUUGUCCAGGGUGCGAUCGAGUCACGCCCCGAUGUAGCCCUGGCUCUGAAGGGCUCGUUUGUGGAGCUGACCAUGUCGCAAUUUGGCUGCCACGUUGUGCAGAAGGCGCUCGAGGGCGAGGAAGAGGUGCGCGAGGCGGUGGCUCAGGAGCUGCUGGGUUCUCGUCUGGACCAGACACUCACUUCUCGCCACUCGAUCCAUGUGUGGCAGCGCAUCCUCGAGUCGGAAUGGCAGAGGUCGAGUUUCAGGGACGAGAUAUUCGCCUCGAUCAAUCGCCAGCUCAAGGGACACUGGGCUCGCACGGCGCGACAGGAGGCUGGCAGCAUCAUCUGCCAGAACAUCUUUGAAUCCGCUCAGCCUGACGAGAAGGCGCAGUGCAUGCAAGAGGUGCUGGACGAGCUAGAAGAAUGCGCCACCAAUCAGUGGGGCGUGUGGGUCGUGCAGCACAUUAUCGAGCACGGUUCUCCAGAGGAACGUCACGCCGCCCUGCAACGUGUCUCGCGUUCCGCCUCCAAGCUGACGCUUUCUCAGUACGGGCAAAAAGCGGUGAUGAGCGGCCUCAAGACGGGCGAUGCCGAGUUUCUGCACGACUAUGUCGACGUCAUGUGCCAGAGCUCGCAGCCGCGUCGUCCGCCGCUGAUCGACGUGUGCCUGGCGCCGCACGGGAUCCAGAUUGUGACGCAGCUGCUGACGACGGUGGAGCCGCGCACGCGCGAACGCAUCAUCUCGACUGUCAGGCGCAACUCGGUCUUUCUCAAGGGCAGCAAGGCGGGCAUGAAGGUGCACCAGCUGUGCGAGAGGGCGCGCGCCUUUGCUGGCUACUAA
Moesziomyces antarcticus is the source of this 2193-nucleotide messenger RNA. RefSeq lists its product as uncharacterized. The record is from RefSeq and is a predicted model, not a curated record. Gene Ontology annotation, cellular component: cytoplasm. Gene Ontology annotation, molecular function: mRNA 3'-UTR binding. The transcript has 2 exons. Bases 1 to 2193 code for a protein of 730 amino acids. NCBI's taxonomy places the organism in Eukaryota, Fungi, Basidiomycota, Ustilaginomycetes, Ustilaginales, Ustilaginaceae. Gene Ontology annotation, biological process: nuclear-transcribed mRNA catabolic process, deadenylation-dependent decay.